CCCCAAAUUCAAAGUUAAAGGCCAGCUGAGGACCCAGAACCCUCCUCAUCAGUGUAGCGACCAAGCCUCUCCACACCCACCGUUCAUGGUCCAUAGCGAGAUCUACUCGAAAGCCAAGGCGAUGGCUAGGAGCAGGCUGGAGAAGGCCAAGUUUCGCUUGCAAGAGAACAUCCAGGAAGCCAUCGUACUCUUCAGUGACCGAGAGAUGUCUGACUGGCAAGCCAAGAGAAAAGAGAGGGCGCUGGGUGCUUUGAGGCCCGCCAUUCUGGAGGAGUUCCUGGGGGCCGCUGAAGGUUUGGGGGCCCUCUGCUCUGGGGCCCAGCUCCAAGCCGUGAAGCUACUGUCUCUUUCAGUCAGGAGCCAGUGGGAGGCUGUGCAUUCAGAGAUGACUGCCUUUUUGCCACUCUUGUGGUCUGAGAUCAACGGGGUGCGGUCCCUUAACCCCACUGUUAUGAGAUGUGACAUAUACACUACUAACACUGAGCGAGAUGCCACUGACCCUGAACCUGUGUACAGACAACAGGCAUGUCUACCCUCAGAGGGCAGUGCGACGCUGAGGGGUGCCGAGUGCCUGGAGGCCCUCAGGGAACUCUGUGAGACCCUGGCCCCGGAAAGUUCCCCCAUCACAGCUGCAGUCCAGCGAAGGGAGUCAGGGGGAGGGCAAGGGAGCAUACUGCCGCAACUGCAGCACGGUGCCACAGUGCCCCCGCAGGACAGUAGGGGGUGCGAGCCUGGAGAUCACUCCCUGCUGAGCGAGACUGGCCAGCAGGCUGGCCCACAAAAGCAAAGCCAGGAGCUCCCACAAAAGCAAGCUGGACACCGCUCUCAGGCUCUGGAAGACCAGAACCAAACCCAACUAAGACAGGACCGCCCACUGCAAGUCCAGGGUCUGCCACUGCAGACCCCGGGACACCCACUCCCAGUCCAAGAUCGCCCAUUGCAUGUCCAGGGCCGCCUACUGCAAGUCCAAGGGGGUCGUUUAAUGCAUGUCCAGAAAAGCCACCAACAAGGGCCAAAUCACACUCAGGUGAUUGUCAGGGGCGAUAGUGUGGAGACCGAGCAGCAGGCACCUGAACGGACAGUCAUCCCGGCCGCCGACACCACCCCCCCACAGGAAGAGGGGUUGUCGACGCAGGAAGUGGUGGAGAGGUACAGAGCUUCCCGUUCAGCCUUCCAUUCACAGCUCCAGAGAAACAGACAGAGUCUGGAGAGAGAGUUUCAGCCUGAGCCAGUCACCACCUCUGCCCUGCACAGCCACAUCAAGGAGCUACAGGCUCUUAAGCAGGAGACUGAGGUGCUGUGGUUUGAGUUUGAGCUGCAGUCCUCCCAGGUGUCCCAGCAGCAGAGUGCAGAGGGAGGUGGACUGGAGGGGGACAGUGAAAGGGCCAAGCUCCUUCAGCAGUGGAGAGGCCAGCAGAUCUGCCUGCAGACCAGAAUGGCUUCUCUGGAAACCACCGUGGAGCUGAUGGAAUCAGCAGACUCUCAGAUAUCACUGAUCUCAGACCAGCUUGACCGCAUCACCAGGCAGCCCAUAGCUAUCUCAGCCUAUGGGAUGACUGAUCCCUGGACUGUGGCUGACUUUAAGGAAAUGGACCAGCGGCUCCACGCGGAGCUGAAGUGCGUGUCGGGGCAGACCUCCGGGGGGGAGGCCCUAGACCCCUCUAUGCCCCCACCCCAGUGGCACCGCCUCCACCAGCUCAGACAGACACUAAAGAGGGUACGCUCUGCCGCCGGGGCCCUUGAUUGCUUUCUAGCCCAGAUACGAGAGGCCGACGCUGGCAUACAGGCUGCGCUGGUUCCCUUGGACCACUGGCAACAUGGAGAUGGUGCGACCCGGGCCCGAGGCAGGCAUUCCGGGCUGCUGUCUAUCCGGCAGAGUAUGAGGAAGUAUGGAGAAGAAGCCGGGAGCGUGGAUGGUCUACUGGAGGCAGCCGGAAUGGAGUUGACGAUGGAAGGAGCUGCUGUGACUUGUCGUGACACAGUGGCAGCGUUGUCACGGCGAUUGGAUGAGGCAGACCUCGUGUUGGGCAGAAGCGGAAUUGGGAGGGGACAGAAGCAGAAGGAGGAGGAGCUAAGCCUUAAAGGGAGGGGGAAAGGGGCAGGGCCUGACAUGCAGAGGAGGGGAUUGGAACAAAAGGAGGAGGAUGCGUUCCAAAGAAAGAGGGGGCAGGAACAGGGGGUAGGGCCUAAGGCCCAAAGAAGGAGGGAAGACGAGGAAUUGUCGGGCCUUAGGAGGAAGGGCCAGGUGGAAGGGAAAGAGGGGGAGGAGAAGAGGAGUUCAGGCCAGAGGAGGAUGGCCCUACUGGUGGUCCUGAGGGAGAUUCAGAGGGCAGUGGAGCAGCAGGGACUGAAGGAGCCAACACUCCCUGCAGUGCAGCACAGGAUGCGUGCAUUGGCAGACCUGGAGGGGCGUCUGGCUGCGCUGCGCUCUGAGCUGCAGAGUCUAGAGGUUGCAGACCGUGGUGCUGCGCAAACGACCUCCAACCCCGAGAGGGGCGGAGCCACACAGGAGCUGGAGACAUUGUGGGAGGAGACCCAUAGAGCCAUUACAGAGAGGCUGGAUCGUUGUGGAGGUCUAACAGAAUUACUGAAGAGGUUCCAAAUGGUACACAGUCGUCUAAGCAGCACCUUACAGAGGGCCGAGCGCACCAUCAGUGAACAGGCCUCGUACAUGGGCAAAGACAACCUACAGAGACUCCUCACUAAGGUCCACAGCACCAAGGCAGAGUUGAGUGGUCUCGGGGAGGGAGUGGAGGAGAUGCGAGGCAUCUGCAAGCAGCUGCAGUCUCAGCUGCGCCAAAUCCUUGACUGCCCUGAAACUCCAUUUGAGGGCGAGGCUGACACCCUGAUGGACCGCUGGCUAGAUGUGACAGAGAGGACGGACUCUCACCUGGACAACCUACGCAUGGGGCUGGAUCUGUGGGAUGGGCUGCUACAGCUGGGCGGAGAGGUGGAGAGCUGGACCAGCCACAAAAUGGCCCACUUGGUGCAGUCACACCCCUUCCACAGCGAACAAGAAGUCACAGCCAUGCAGGAGGAGAUCCGGGUCCAGGAGGAGAGUGUGGGGCGCUUCCACAGGAGAGCUUCAGAGAUCCAGGUCUUGUUGCAGAGCAAGGAGCCCCCACUGGAGCUUCAGGUGAUCGAGACCCAGAUGAGGAAGAAGAUGGAGCAGGUGAAGGAGCUCUUCUCCGACCUCGAGGAUGUCUACAGGCACCUGGUGGUGGCCAAGGGACAAGUGGCAGCCAAGAUGGCCGAGUGUCACUCCUCUCUUCAGGGCAUCCAGGACUCACUGGACACGCUCAGUGCUGCCGACGGCCCAAAGCUCCUCACACAGAUUCAGGAGCUGUCUGCACAGCUUCAGACACAGGAAAAGCAGGCGGAGGGCCUCCUGGAGGAGCUGCACCUCAUGACCUCCGUGGCCAGCCCACAGAGCUUGCAGAGCCUAGCUGCGGAUGGUGUCCGGCUGCACGAGCUUGUCUGCGCAGCCCGUCAGCACAUUAGUGAAAUGAGGGUGCAGGCCCAGAAGGAUAUCAAGGCCUUGCACAGUCUGCAGGAGGAGUUUGCCCGUCUGCAAGAGUGGUUGCAAGCCGCAGUGCUGAAGGUGGACAAAGGGGAGGAGCUUAGCCGCGUGCAGGAAGAAGUAGUCGAACACAGUAAGCACACAGAGGCCCUCAGUGGACACAUAGCCACCUUGCAUGGGAGCACCCUAAAGCAUUCCCCACUACUAAAAGAGAGUGAGCAACUUCUAGAGCGCUGCUGCAGUCUCCACACCCAUCUGCUUUCCUCCAAGGAGAACCAGAGCUCUCUGACCAGCCACACCCAGGCCUUCCAGACUCUGGCCCAGGACACCCAAGCCUGGGUUAGAGUCUUGCAACAGCAGGCUGACUCUCUGGCCACUGGAGCCCCAUGCAUCCACAGCCAGGCUGAGCAAAGACUACAAGCUGCAGAGACUGUGUUGAGUGCCAAGGCAGAGGGAGAGUCUCGUAUGGAGAAGCUGAAGGAAGCAGGCCACAGGCUGGCCCACAGACCGGGCCUGGGAGAGAGUCUGAAACUGGACGUCAUGCAGACCGUCAGUUACACAGAGGUGCACUGGGGAGCCGUUCUGCAGUCUGCAGACCAACACCGCAGUCUGCUGCAUGGUGAGCCUGAGCUCUCCUCCUCUCUUCUGGUCCAGAGGCAGCAGGCCUGGUCCAGAGUGAACCAGCUCCAGCACCAGACUACCCAGCUCUCCCUGUUCUUUCCCUGGCCCGGCCUGGCCCAACACAGGCAGGCUGCCCAACAGGCCCGGGCACUACUGGACCAGGCCACAGCCUUGGGGCCGGCCUUCUCUGCCUUGGGGGCCCAGAGAAAGGAGCUAGCCCAGCGCACCAAGGAACCCAAUUGGGAGGACCCUUCCUGGGCUACACUAGAGGAUUGCCAACCCGCCUUGGUCAAAAAGCUCCAUGGUAUGUGUGUGAGUCUUGAGGGAGGCGUCCGUAACGAGGAUCGCUGUGGCCAGCUGAUGCAGGAGUGCCGGCACACCUUGAACUCACUGCAGGAACGGAUGCUGGGUAUUGAGUCCCAGCCCAGAGACUCUAGUUUCCUGGAGACUGAUACAGGGGCUGUGGAGGCUUUGCAGGAGGCCGUGGGCCACAUGGAGAAAGACUUUGUGGAGCUCGAGACCCUUAAGGACAUCCUGCUUGCCAGCUGCACCGCCAAGGGUCAGGCCACUCUGUCUCAAGAGGUCAAAGAUCUCCAGGACCAGAAGGAGGAGUUAGAGAGGGGCGUCAGCUGGCUGGCUCAACUACAGGCUGAGGAGCAGGUAGCCCGACGAGACCAGCGAAUCAGGGAGGAGGUUGACAACCUUCAGAGGGCCCUACAAGGCUCGGCUGACCGUUUGGGGGACGACCCAGAAACGACUGAAGGAUUCACUGAUAUUAGGCAGCUCCAGCAGCGCUGGCACGUCCUACAGGACUGUGACCAAAGCCUGAGGAAGCUUGCGGCACAGCUUCAUCACCUGGAGAAAGCAGUAGGGUCAGAGGACACAUAUGGAGAAUUUCAAAACAAUGUGACUUUGGCUGUGGAUUCAGUGGCCAAAGACUUAGACAGCCUGUGUUUCUCUCUACAUGAACGAAUGCAGCUUUUUUCAGGCGGCACAGCACUUAGAAUGUCUGGGGCGAUCUGUGAACUGCAGCAGUGGAACCAGGCAGCACAGUCAAAUCCCCGGAAGUCUGUACAGGCUACACUAAACAAUGGGAAGCAACUCCAAGGGACGCUACGUGAGGCGCUGUCACAGCUAGACUUCCUAUUGGACUGUGUCGGAAGGGAGCGCGUGGAGCAGUUCGAGAGAAGGGCUGGACAGGCCCUUAGCAACAGUGCAGCUCUCCUCACAGCCCUAGCCCAAUCCCAGGUGUCCCUAGUGAGCACAGAGGUGGAUGGAGACAAUAAGAUACCAAGCAACACACCUGGCAAAGCGCCAUCUUGCAGCGAGGCAUCCCUUUUGUCACAACCUGUAGAGGAAGUGACUCCAGGAGGGAUCAAACCUCUUCAGGCUAAUAUUGACUCAACAAAAGAUCCGGAAAAAGAGCAGGCUGAAAGCAGAGUGAUGAGCGACACUGAACAAAGAGCAGAGGACAAAGAAUACGGCAGAGACUCAUUGAAGGACUGGAGCAUCCAGCCAGCAGAGAGAAUGGUCACAGGCAUGGAGGAUGGGGAGAGUCAAAUACAUUCUCCCAUGGGAGAAACCUUAACCCAAACUCCCAUCACCAGCGUUGAUAUCUCCGCCACUGUGGUGGUGCCAGAGACCCCGGGCACUAGCCAAUGUGGGGCUACUGUAACAGAGAUAACACCUCACCAUAUAGAACCAAUGGAUCAAGAGGGAACCUCAUCUCCGACUCCGCACAAAGUGUUCACCAUCGUCCUGGACACAGACCUCGAACGACAACAACUUGAUGGCAUGUCUAUGGCCAACGCUCUCCAAAGCAGACCAGGUUACGAUGGCAACAAUGAUAUUGUACAUACAGACUCGCCUCAACAUGGCGACAGUGAGAUUCCGGCUACUGAGUCACAUGACUAUGCAAACACUGCGGUUGUAUGCUCUGGAUCGGUCGGAGGAGGUCAAGAGUCUUCAGUACCAGAUAAAGGCGCUCAACUCACUUACACUUUUGCUGUUGUCAAACAGAGUGACCAGGCCAAACAAGAUUUGACUGAGCCUCCCCAAAAAGUGGCCACCAUUUUCCUGAACACAGCUGUUGCACCUGCUGGGAAAGUUCUUGUUCAGGAAGCUGAGACUCUACAUCGUGAAGUCACUUCCUUGAACAAAGCUGAAUUGGGCAUUAAAAGCAGUGUGGGGCGAGGGACAGAUCCACAGACGGACCCUGCAACACAUCUCAUGCUGCAUCCAGAAAGAAAGCAGCUAGAGACGCAUGCAAGACCCACAGACAAAUCACAGUCAGAUAACAAAACACAACGCACAGAGUCUAGAGACUGCACUGAGACAAAGAAAGUGUUUACAAUUGUUUUGGACAUGGAGCAACCUCCGUCUCAGUCCAAGGACAUUCAAACCAGGGAACCUCCUUGUGGUAAUGGCUCAGAUACAUUUAGCUCUGGUGACUUUCCUUCAAAACUGACUGAUAGUUCUGUCACUGGGAACACCAAGAAUACAGAUGGCGGGCGGCGCGUCAAGUCAAAGCACAGGGGGCGGAGGAGGGCUGAUUUUAGGAACUCAGCGUCCAAGGGCCCCAAAGUGAAGAGUUCCAAGGGCCCCUCUGCUUCAAAGAACACGGAAUCAGAGUGGGAGCAAUCGCAGGGCCCAAAAACAAAAGGUCUGAAAUCAAAAGGCCCCGAAUCAGGGCUCACAGAGUCUAAGUCCGCUGAAUUGGCGCACACCGAAUCCGAGUCACAGAGACACACUGAUAACUCUGAGAAGACUGAACCAGGAAGUGUUGAUGAUGACGUAGACACAGACACUAAAGAUGCCAGACAGACAGAAAUGACAGCCAGCCAAAUAGCUGUAAACACAGGAGCCUCAGACAUCACCUGUACUGCAGACAGCAAAGAUAACAGACAGACUGUGAGCAAAGACACUGGAAACAUAGACACUGACAUGCUACAGGUGAAUGAUCUCACACAGACAGAUGUAAGUCAGACAGAUGCCACAAGAGACAAUACACAGUUGUCAUGCGCACCUUCACCAGCAUAUGUAGCCACAGAGAUGGAGCCCAGAGAGGGGACAGAAAGGACAGCUCCACAGGAACAGAUGCAGGGGGGGAGUGAAGUCAAGAGGAGGACCUCGGUUCAGACUGGGGGGCUGCUAUCCGAUGCCAUGGCGAAGGAGGAGAGAGUUGGGGGAGCAGUGUGCCCGGAGGUCCCGUGCCACAGGUCCACUAUGCAAGGCAUCCUCUCUAAGGUCCAAGGGUUGGUGGAGAGGAAGGACAUCAUCACGGGAGGCCAGUGGAUGGAUGCGGCUUGGUACCUGCAGCCUUCGCCCAGAAAGCCAGAGAUCCAAAUAGGGCGCACUGUCCUCAGGGUUCUAGGAUGCCGCUACCAGCCAGCCCAGCUCAACCUUGCCAACAUGGCCCGGCAACUGGCGGAGGCCGAGGACUGCAGACGCUACGUGCUUGAGCAGGUGGCUGCGAUAAACCAUGUGGUCAGUGACCCAGAGGACGCAACAAAUCUGGAGGGGCGAUGGAGUGCAGCCCUGUUGGAUGCCUCGGCCACAGUUCAGGUCAAAGAGGCUCAGCUCCACCUGGUCACACAGUACCACAGGCAGACUCAGGCCAUCCGGAGCAUUCUGGAGAGAUGGACAAGCGAUAUGGAUGAGCUACAAUUGGACACCCGAAGCAGUGCGCUUCAGGCUGAAAAACUACAUACUCUGUUAUGUAACAUUGAACAGCAGAAGGGCAUGAUGGGGGAGCUGCUCGAGGUGUGUUUCCAGGUGUCUGCCCACCUGAGUGAAGUCGAGGGGUCAGGGGCACUCCUCGCUCAGCUAGGGGAUCUGCAGGAGGAGUGGAGGCUUUUGGAGGGGACCGGGAAUAGAGGCCUGAGGUAUGCCUCAAUUGGUUCUUCUCAGUCCUCUAUCCUUCUACAAAAGGCUGAGCAGCUGCAUUGCAAGCUUGAGACUCUUCAGAAGUCCAUCACCCUCUUACAGUCCUCUCAAUUGCAGCAUGACACUCACAAAGCUUUAGAGCUGACCUUUAUUACUGCUGACUUGAAAGCCUUCAACCAGCAGUACCUACACCUGCUUGGGCUAUCAGAGGAUUUUACCCAAUUUUCUCUUGGGCAGAAGGAGAAGGAGGAUGUGGAGUGUACUCUUCAGAGCUUGAGCUCCUUACUUACCUCCACUCAGAGGUUGCUCUCUGCUCAGUCAUACUCUAUAGCAAAACCCUCCUUGGCUAAAAUCAUUAAGCAAAUGCAGGACUUGAUUAUCUGGGCCAAGCAGGCGGAAAACCACAUCUCAGCAGGUGAAAAUGUAGCCCUCUUCCCUGAAGAGGCUCGUCUCCAAAUUGCCAGCAUGAGGAAGCUUCAAUCUGAGAUUUUGGCAAGGCGUUCCAGGGUGCACUACAAAGUUGAGGACCUGAAAGAACUGAUGUCGGAUGAGGGGGAAAUUGACAAAGUGCUGUCAUCAAUGAAGACCUUGAAGGACCUCUACGAAACAGUCUCAGAUAACUCUGCUCGUAUUCUGAAGGAAAUGGAGGCUGUUUUGGAGGAAAGAGAGAAGAUGCUGGUCCAGAUCUCAAAAGUGAACACCUGGCUAGCAGUGGCACACCAUGAGAGAGAGGUCACCACAGAUGUAGAGAAUGUGUCCAAAGACACCAUCCCAGAUCUGGAAAGCAAGCUGCAGUUUCACAUGGGUGCCAUCAAGGAAGCAGAAAGACAGCUGGCUGUCACGGAUGCCCUUUUGGAGAUCUGCAUGGAGGUCUCUUCGGGGUUGAGUCCAGCAGAGAGCCACUUUCUUGUCAACAGGCUUACAGGCCUCCGGACCGAGGUGGACAGAAUGGUGGCCCACGAGAAAGCAGCUCAAUGGGAGUUGGAGGAACUGCUUCACACCCGGACUUCUUCGGCCGAGGAACUGGCGGCUGUCCAGGUGAGCGUGCAACAGAUAUGGGCCGACCUGGAGAGGCAGAGGUUCCCAGUGACAAAGGACUCCCUAUCUGCCAUAGAGCCCUUGACGCACAUGCUCCUGGAGCACCAAUGUCAGAUCCAGGAACUCCAGUACUGCCAAGAGGACCAGAAAAGUGCCCUCUUGCGUACCAUUGGCGAACUGCAGGAGAAGGUGAAAACUCUCCACCACCACGCCCUGGAACACGAGAAGUACCUGACCUACCGGCAGCGCAUGGAAGACUCCAGGGAGGUGGCAAAGGAGCGUGCUCAGUGCUCCAAAGACAAGAGAGUCAGCGUGGGGGAAAGGUUCAGUCUUUGCCAGGCUCUUCUGGUGGAACUUCCGCUGGUGAAGACCCAGUGCCAGGAUGCUUCCGACCAGCUUGAGGCCAUCGCCCAAGACCUGCACCUAUCGGAUAGAAUGUUGCUCCUGUCGGAGAGGCAGAGGAUCCGGCGAACUGUUGAAAACCUAGCCUCCUGGGAGCUUGCCAUCACUGACGAUGUCAAAAACCUAGAGGGAAAGCUUCUGGAGGGUCUCAAAUUCUGCACUGAGCUUCCUGCCAUGAUGGACCUUCUUCAACAGGUCAGGCAGGAGCUGACGGAAUUUGACCCGGUGAAGCCAGAUGUGAGGGCCGUCAACAUAGCGCUGCGGAGGUGCUGGGUAAUCUGGAGGAACGUAGAGUCUGUCAUGCGGGUGUUGGAAGCUUUGAGGCAGAGAGAGCAAGUGGAGAUGAGCCAGUGUGGGGAGCUGCACACCCUGAGGAAUGACAUUGUGCAGAAGUGCCACGCAUAUAUGGAGAAUUUGUCCCAUGCUCGGGAAGCCCUGAAGGAUUACCACUGGGCUGCCCAAGGAGUGGUAACCUUCCUCCUCGAAGCCGAGGCCAUGUUCCUGGCACCUCCAGGCGGAUUUGUGGACUGCACAGAGGAGCAAUGGCACACCCAAGAGCCCCAAGCCUCCCUGUGGGAGAGCCUCCAGGCGCAAAUCAGCCAUCUCCUGGAGCUGGCACCCCAGCAGGCCUGUCUCUCUUUCCCCCAGAGCGAACAGCUCCACAUCCAGGUCCUGAGCCACCUUUUGGUGGAGAGGGCCACACUCGAGGCCCAGGUUGAGCUCAGGACAGAGGCCUUGCAGAGGUGUGCAGACAGACAAAGCCGCCACAAGAAGUGUCAUGAGGACGUAUGGCAUAUCCUGAAGAAAAACGAAUCAAGGCUCUCCGAUUGUGCCACCCAGGAAGUGACAUCCUACGCCAACUGUGCUGACCAACAGGAUAGAGCCAAGACCCUGUCGGAGGAGGUGCUGUCUAUAGCUGGCAAGCUGGAGGAGCUGAGGGUGGUGUGCCCACUGUGGGGGUGCUGUGUGGGCUCCGAGGGGGCACAGGGUGCCCUCUGGAGGCGCUGGGCGGCACUGCGGUGCGGCAUCAGCCUCCUCCGGUCACGCUUGGAGCAGAGAGGGGCGGAGUGGAGGGACAUCACCAAGAGCAUGGCUCGAUGCAGCAGUGCUCUGGACAAGCUGCAGGGUGAGCUGUCGGACCCCACUGCAGUAUGCUCCGGUCAGGGGGCCCCGAUGGUUCUGUUAGAGCAGAUGGAGCAGCACCAGGCUGGAAUAGAGCGGGAGCAGCGAAUCCUGGCCUCCCUGGAGCUCCGGCUCUCCCAGAUCCUGGGUGUGUCCAGCCCCCAGGAGGCAGCUAGCCCUGUCCCAGUCUGCCAACGGUUGAGGGACAUGCAGGAGCGCUUUAGGAGCCUGAGAGAGCAGAGCAUGCUGGUCCGGAGCGCGGCGCUUUCAGAGGAGCAGGAGCGGGAGCGCUUGCAAGAGCAGAUCGGAGAGGUGGAGCAGCGAAUGGCUACCCUGCUCUCCAUUCUGGUGUCCCACCCCAGCACACGCCAACUCAAGGAGGUCAGAGUGGAGUUGGGUUCCCUGAGGGCCAGGUUACAGUCUAUCAUGGAGUGUGUUGGGACAAAGUAUGCCACUGUUACACCUCCGGAGGUGGAGAGACAGCUGCAGGAAGUCACUGGCUCUCUGCAGGACAUGGAGGAGAAGGUUGGCCAAGCCCUGGAGAAGAGCAGCCCACUCAAUAGGCUGAGUAGCAGAAUGGGGGAGAUCCGUGUCGGGCUAGAAGAGGUCCAGACAUUGCUGCAGCGGAAGAGCUCCUCUGUGUCCGAGGCUGAACAUGUGCUAAAGUUCGUAUGGGACCAGCUGGACCAGUGGCACGGCCGGCUGGCCCUCCUGGAGGGCGAGGUGCAGGAGGCAGCCGAGGAGGAGCCGGAGCAGGCCCAACUCCUCAUGGACCAGAUCACCCAGCCACUUCAGCUCUACCAGGACACGGCCCAGAAGGCUGAGCAGCGCACUGCCUUCCUCCGCAAGAUCCCUGCCUGCCUCCAGGAGUAUAACGAUAUAAUCCACCGUGCUGGCUGCUGGCUAGAAGAAUCCCAGUCCUGGCUAGACGCUCCCGGCACCUACACCACAGCCAGGAGCCUCCAGAGCCAGACCAACACACUGCAGAUGGUGCUGGAUGACUCUGAGCGUAUCCGGGCCACUCUGGUGGGCUUUGGACCUGUGUUGGUGGAGAUCUCUGCUGUGUGUCACACCACUGCUAUGGAGGAUAAGCUAGUCCAGACCGAACGCCAAGUCACCGCCAUGCAGCAUAACAUCAUGGGGCCAUUGGACCAGCUGCUGCACGUCACUCCGGAAGUGGAUGCCAUUGAAGCAGAGGUGAAGACGAUGGAGAAAAAUGUGACCAAGAUCAGAGCUAUUUUAUCCUCCACUGACACAUUGGACAUCUCACUUGAAGAACACCUCCACAACCGACAGGUAAUCCUGGCCAACAUCCAGUCUAUGCAGAGGACAGUGGGGGAGAUCGAGGGCUGUAAGGCUGAACUUGGACUACCUCAGGGGGCAGAAGAGACACUGAGUGCCUUCCCCAGAGCUGUGCUACUCCUACAGCCCCUCCAAGAGUUGGAACAGCUGACACAGGAGCAGAGUAGAGCGUUGGAGGGCAACAUGCGUGAAGUGAGGGAGGCUGAGGGGGUCAUCCCAUCAUGCAAUGUGUGUGUGACAACAGAACCCAGUGCCCUUAUCUUAAUAAGUUCACAUCAACGGAAUACGGGUCCACCGCGAAUCACCGGACAUCAGGAGGAUGCCUCAGAAGCAUGCCUCUCUGAGGAAGAGGAGGAAUACGAGGAUGAAGAUCAUCACUCAUCAUCCUCUGACACACUCACAUGCAGUUUUCCUGAGGACCCAGACGAGACUCUUAGCCACCAGGAGCUGGCAGAAUCAGUGGCUACAACCACACACUGGCUCCAGGAUAGUGACGCUAUGUCUGAAGCCCACAUCGGCGCUUUCACUAAGGAGUUGGACACCCCGGAGUCUUGUGUAGACCCAGAAGACACUAAUUCUGGUUUAAUAUCUGAGAAGAUCCAACCAACACCUGAAAAAACAGACCGAGCACCUGCAGACACCCUGUCAUUACCGGCUCAGAGGAAACCCAUCUCCAAGACCACUAUAUCAGAAAACAAGCCGACAGAAUCAGUCAGUAAAGACAUUAACAAGGAGACUUUGUCAGUAACCGAGAAGUCUGAAUUAGUAACCAAGGCAACUGUCUCAUUACCUGAAACUAGUUCAGUGACCAUGGAGACUGGACCAGCAUCUGUAAAAAGUGUCUUGGCAACCAAAGAAACUGGAGAAGUACCUUUGAAGAUUGGAUCAGUAACCAAAGAGAUACAAUCAGUACCUGAGACUACUUCUAUAACAAAGAUGACUGGGUCAGUAGCCAAGGUGACUGGGUCAGUAACCAAGAUGACUGGGUCAGUAACCAAGAUGACUGGGUCAGUAACCAAGGAAAUUGGGACAGUUGCCAAUGGUCAGUUGCCAAAUACACCCAGCGACCCCCAGGAAGACCUGGAUGGGAGAUGGGACCUCCUUCACACUCGACUGUCUGAGAAACUCAACAUCUUGAGGAAUAUUCAGGAGGAGGAUCUACAUGCGGCUACAGGGUCAAGGGCAGAGGGGACCGGCGGUGGCUUUGGUGGUCUGAGAGAGAUAGAGGUGUGUGCUGCAAGCCUUAGACAACUCAGGCACAGAGCAAGUGGCCUUUCCUCUGCCAAUUCAAAGGAAGGCGGCUAUCCCAUGUUGGAUAGAGAGCUCUACACAGCUCUGUGUGGAGUGGAGCAUUCUCUGGAAACACUCACUGGCCUGUUGCCCAGUCCCUCUAUUACCACAGUGGAGGACAGUCAACUAAGAUUGCUACAGAUGGAGUGCCUCUCAGUGGAGCUGCCAGCCUUGAGUGAGGAGCUGAACCAUUUAAGGUCAGGCAUCAACCCAGACCAGUUGUCUGAAGCACCAGAGACCACAGCCCAGUGUGUGACCUGUCUUCAGGGUUGUUUUCAAACAGCCCAGUCAGCCCUCACCUCCUCACUGAGCCGGCUACACACAGAACUGGGCCACUAUCAGGCAGGGACGGAGCAACAGGAGAGCCACGUGUGCGUGUAUGAUGAUUUUGAACGUGGACAGAGUGACCCAUUCACACACAUCAAGGAUGUCCCCAUGCUGGAGUAUGUCGUUGGUCGGUGUCCCGAGGAUGCAGUGGAGCUGCAGAGGGUGUCCCAGGCCCUGCUGCAGGGUUUGGCCAGUCUGGUGGAGCUAGGCAGAGAGCGUCUGGCAGGCAGUCAGGACCACCCACCGCACAGCCGCACCCAGCUGCAGACUCUGCUCAGCAGGCACAAGAAAUUGUACCAGGUUAUGGAAUCCCAGCUGGCAUUGGUUCAGCGGCUGUUCCAGUGUGAGCCACAGGGGGGGCUGGUUGGUCAGGAGGAUGAACAGGUCCGGCUGGAGCAACAGGUCACCACUCUGCAGCAACAUGCUCUGGAGCAGGGAGCCACCAUGCACAGAAGGCUGCAGGUCUGGACACAGUGGGAGGAGGGCUGUGUUCAGCUGGGCCGGCAGCUGGAGGAGUUGGAAGCCCUCAUCCCCUGCGAGGAUCUGGUGAAGGAAGAAGAGGGGCUACUACAGGAAAGACUGGACACCUGUCAGCGAGUGCUGGCCCUGUUGGAGGAGUGCAGGCCUGCCCUGGGCUCGGUCCUGAACCAGGGGAAGGCUCUGCAGGCCUGGGGAUGCAGUACCGGGGUCGGUGGCACAGGAGGCGUACUGGAGCUGCGCUGGCGGGCUGUCCGCAGCAAGGCAGAGCAGGAGAGCCAACGCAGCCGCGACAUAAGGGACAACUGGACCAGGUUCCACAACGUCUCUGUUUCGCUCACUGGAUGGAUAGGCAGUGUUAAAGAACGCCUGAAGACAUGGAGAAGUCUGCCCGACGCCACACCUCAAAACGAGGAGCUCACCCGUACUUACCUCAUCCAGCUACUGGAGUUUUCAGUGGAGCUGGAAACCAGGUCCGCUGAAAAGGCCUCUGCGCUCAGGGCGGGCACAUUGCUACUGCAGCUGAAGGAGGCUGAUGCACCGGGGCUGCGCAGACAGCUAGCGCAGCUGGAGCAAACUUGGACCGAAGUCACGUCUGCACUUCCCAUAGCCCAGGAGAGACUGCACCAGCUCCUGCUGGAGAAGUGGCCACCAUGCCAGGUAUUGUCAGGCCUGGAGGCGUGGGUGAAGGACAAAGAAGCCAGGCUGGAAGAUCAGGGACAGGCCACCAUCAAGGCCUGCCAUGACGCAGAUCAGCUCAGACACAUAAUCCAAUACUACCAGGGGUGCCAGGCAGGCAAUGCCAGCGGGCAACUCACCCUGGAUUUCCUGUGCCAGUCCGAACCGCAGUCAGUGGCAGCAUCGGAUAACUCUGUCAGCUGCUCUGAGGAGCGCACACUCUUUGCCGAGCGAAUGGGUGCCCUCAACUUAAGCUGGCUCCUCCUAGAAGGGAAGCUGGGCAGUCAAGUGCACCAGGCUGAGGAGCUGUUCCGCAUCUGCGCAGAAAGAGAGAAGCGACUGCGACGGGUGCUCAGCUGGGCUGCGGGGCUGAGAGAGAGGCUGAGGGAGUGGCAGAGACCUGUCAGUCAGACGCAGACGUACAAGGCCCUGCAGGAGUGGGAGGCUGUGGAGGAGAAACUGAAAGACGUGUGUGUGGAGGUCGAGGAUCUGGUCCGCGACACCUGGUCUGCAGACACAGUCACCCAGGUCUGCACAGACUUAAACCAACAGGUUGGGAGCCUGAGGCCUGUUCUCCAGCGGGUUCUGGUUCAGUGGGGCCAGUUUGAGAAGGAGCUGGGUGAUGUUUCAUUCUACACCACUAAGCUGCGCUGUGGUCUGGAACACAGCAGUGGUCCCUUCCUCUCCUACCACCAGGUCAAAAGGCAUGUGGAGCAGCUACAGUGCCUCCAGGAGGAGGCUGGGAUGGUGGCGGAGAUGUGGACUGCUCUGGACCAGUCGUACGCAGGCUUGUCGGACACGAUCAGCCCUGGAGCGGCCCAACUCCUUAUUGAGAGACUUGAGGAGGAGAGAACACAGUGGAAGGCGCUAGUGCAGGAGGUGGAUGAGGAGCUGCUGAGAACUGGGGAUCUGCUGUCGUUCUGGGGGGAGUACAACCGUCUGUACGAACAAUGCUCCGUCCGCCUGCAACACCACCAGGAACAGUGGGGGGCGCUGCUCAGCUUUCUGUCAACACCAUGCCACUCCACACAGGACCUGGUCGAUGCCAUCAAGCAUCAGCAGGUUGGCUUUGAGGAUGUUCAAGGCAGUCUGGGCGAAGUCCUGGAAGCCUCCAAGCCUCUGAUUGGACAGGCGGAGCCACUUGUCGCCGCCAUCGUUCAAUCAAAGUCCAUGUUGUUGUCACGUGACCUGGUGCUGCUGGGCCAGGCGUUGUCAGGGAAACGUGCACGGCUUCAGGAGGAUUUGGAUCAGCGCCACACAAUUAGCACUAGUAUGGAUUCACUGGAGCUGCAGACCGAGGCUUUGCGUCACAUGCUCACUUCUGACGUCUGCAGCAUGGACAGUGUGAAGACUGCUCUGAUGGCGCUGAGCCAUCUGCAUCCUGCCCUGGAUGACCUCACUGAGGCAAGCCUUUCUGUGACCCUGGAUGGCCUGGAAGCAGAUAGACUGAAGUCCCUGACCAGGAAGUGGGCGCAGGCCCUCUACUGCGCCUCCCAUAUGAACAGAAAAUUGCAAGCUGAGGCCCAGCACUCCCAGAGCCUUCAACAGAAGUGGGACAGCUGGGAGGGCUUCCAGGAGAAGAUGGAGGAGGACUUGGCCCCAGACGUUUCUGGAAACUACUCCGGCCUCCGUGAGCAACUGGCAAUCCAUCAGAGACUCCGGAUUGAAGUAUUGGCUGGGCACCAACUCUUGAGAGGGAUGAUGGUCAUCUCAAUGAGGUCAAUUGAAGACACGCCAGAGGAGAAAAGCAGGCCUGACCUCACCCUAAAGCUCGCCCAGAUGAGAGAGCGAUGGCAGCGGAUUGUUAGUGUGGCACAGCAGCGAAGUAGCCUGGUGCAGGAACGGCUGGGCCAGUGGCGGUUCUACACCCGGGGUGUGAGGAGGCUAGGGGGGCUGCUGAGAGAUGUGGAGACCUUACUUCCUUCUGCUGCUCAGGCCCUCUGCACUCUGCAGCAGCUACCAUGUUCCCUGGAGGACUUGGGGCGUGCUGAAGAGACUCUCGCCCAACACAACGGCUUCUACAGACACACCCUAGAGACAGGCAGGCUGCUAUCCUCCAUGGCAGAGCUACAGACACAGGCCCAGCUACAGACAGAGUUACAGACCUUGCAGGAGUCCUGGGACCACGCCAGGGAGCUACUGGGAGAAAGGAGAAUCCUGCUGGAAACUGUUGUUCAGAAUUGGGGCCACUUUCAAGUCAGACUAGUCGACAGCGCACACAAACUGGACGAGCUCAGGGACAGGCUGAAGCAACCGCUGCCAGAGAGGCUGGAGGAGCUACAGGGUGAAGAGAAGCUCACAGAGGAGAACGAGGCCUCUCUGGAGUUGUGGGCUGGUGGAGUGAAGGAGUUGUCCACCAUGAAGACGGAUCUGUCCCAGUACAUCUUGGCCGGGGAUGCUACCCUACUACAAGGACAGGUGGAGCAGCUGCACUGCCAGUGGGAGGAACUCUGUCUAAAGGUAUCCCUACGCAGGCAGGAGAUCGCCGACCGGCUCAGUGCCUGGACCAUCUUCAACGACAAGAACAAGGAGCUGUGCGACUGGCUGACCCAGAUGGAGAACAAGGUGUCGCACAGCGGAGACCUCAGCCUCGAGGAGAUGGUGGAGAAACUGAAGAAGGACUGUAUGGAGGAGAUCAACCUGUUCAGUGAGAACAAAAGCCACCUCAAGAAGCUGGGGGAGCAGCUGAUGCUUGCCAGCGACCAGGCCAAGCAGGCCCAGCUCCACGGCACCCUGAAGGACGCCAGGGACCGUUGGCAGCACCUCUUCCACCACAUAGAGGCCAGGGUGAGGAAGCUGAAGGAGACCCUGGGUAUGGUGCAGCAGCUGGACAAGAACAUGAGCAACCUGCGAUCAUGGCUGUCCCGCAUCGAGACCCAGCUGGCCAGGCCCGUCACCUACAACGUGUGUCACCAUGAGGAGAUCCAGAGACGGCUUGCCCAACAGCAGGAGCUGCAGAGGGACAUCGAGCAGCACACGGAGGGCGUGGCGUCCGUCUUGAGGCUGUGCGACAUCCUGCUGCACGACCAGGAUGCGUGUGGUGACGGCGAGAAUGACUCCAUCCAGCAGACCACCUGCAGCCUAGACCAGCGCUGGAAGGCCAUCUGUGCCAUGUCCCUGGAGAGGAGGCUCAGGAUCGAGGAGACCUGGAGGCUGUGGUGUAAGUUCCUGGAUGACUACUCGUGCUUUGAGGACUGGCUGAAGUUGGCCGAACGCACGGCAGCCAACCCCAACUCUGACAACGUUCCGUACACAGUCGCCAAAGAGGAGCUCAAGAAGUUUGAGGGCUUCCAGAGGCAGGUGCAGGAGCGUGUGACCCAGCUGGAGCUGGUCAACAACCAGUACCGCAGGCUGGCCCGGGAGAACCGCACAGACGGCGCCAGCCGCAUCAAGGUUAUGGUCCAUGAGGGCAACUGCCGCUGGGAUACACUGCACAGGAGGACGGCGGCCAUCUUACGCAGGCUAAAGCAUUUUACGGGCCAGAGAGAGGAGUUUGAGGGGACCAGGGAGAGCCUGCUGGUGUGGCUGACUGAGAUGGACCUGCAGCUCACCAACGUGGAGCACUUUUCUGAGACAGACACGCAGCACAAGAUGAAGCAGCUCAACUCCUUCCAGAGGGAGAUCACCCUCAACACGGAGCGCAUCGACGGGCUGAUUGUGUUCGGCGAGGGCCUGAUCCAGAGGAGCUCUCCGCUGGACGCCGCUCUCAUCGAGGACGAGCUAGAGGAGCUACACUCCUACUGUCAGGAGGUGUUUGGCAGGGUGGUCCGCUUCCACCAGCGCCUCACGCAGCCACCGGUGUUGAAGGAGGAACCGGAGCUCUUCAGUGGGGACAAGCCCCUGGUGGGGAGCUGUGAGCUGAUUGGCCGUUCCUGGCUGGGGCGGAGCCAGAGUCAGGGGAGUGCCCCUGCCACACCCACCCACCUGUUGGCCCCUCCCCUGGAGUGUUCGGGCCGGGAGACACCUGUGAGCGUGUGCGACUCCAUCCCUCUGGAAUGGGACCACACGGGAGACGUAGGAGGAUCUUCGUCCCACGAGGAGGAGGAGGUUGAGAAGAAAGACGGGACCUACUACAGUACUCUGUCAGAGGUGGAGGUUACAGAGAGUCCAGAGGACUUUGUGAAAGCCACGGCUCUCUCACUGGGAGCUGAUCCCUCUGUUCCACUCAGAUCCAUGGCCAUACCCGAAUCUCCAAGUUGGCGCUCACCAGGCGACCCGGACAGGGAGUCCCUCCACCUGGACUCUCCUGACGGCCUGGACCCCUCACCAACACACACUAGCACUCCCUUCAAACAAGGCUACGUGCGUCUGAUGUCAGAGUGCAGUGGUAGCAUCAAAAGUGUCAAAAGGGUCUCCCUGAUCCUGGAUGAUGAGGAGCAGCCCGAGGAACAGGGCCUCACUGGCCUGACGACCGCUGACAAACAAUCAGGGGUGAUCGAGCGCUGGGAGCUGCUGCAGGCUCAGGCCAGGAGCAACCUGCUGUCUGGCCUGCGGGAGCCUUGCCAGUUGACCUCUGACCUGCGUGACAUCACUUCCUGGCUGGGGUGGGUAACGCCAGAGCUGGAGAGAGUGCAGGUUCCUGAGACCCCCACCAGCAUCCAAGACAUGGAGGCUAGGGUCAAACAACUCAAGGAGAUGCAGAAGGUAUUUGCUCACUACAAGGCCGUCAUGCUGUCGCUUAACCUGGGCGGUCACGAGUUGGGGGGGUGUGACGGUCCGGAGGCCCGGGAGCUAGGGGAGGGCCUGGCUAGUAUGAACCAGGGCUGGAUGCUGGCCUGCGCUGGCCUGGAGGAGUGGCAGGACAGUCUGCGUACCACUGUCAUGCGCUGUCAGGAGUUCCACGAGACGCUGCACUCCCUGCUGCUGUGGCUGGCCCAUGCCGAGAGCAGGCGCUACGCCGUCGACAUCCACCACCCGGACACGCCGCCAGGCAUGCUGUUGGAGCACCGCAACACACUCACUGGCCUGCAGAAUGAGUUGCGGGCGAGACAGAGCCAGGUGGGCUCGCUCCAGGGGCUGUGGGGCCAGCUGCAGCCAGCGGAGGAAGAGGGGGGGGAGGAGAGCGUAGAGGCUCGGGAGAAGCUCCACGUGACAGCCAACAAACUGUGGACGCUGCUCCGCCAGGUGGCCCACGACCUCAGCGUCGUGCAGGAGCGCCUGGACUGUGGGACUCUAUCUGCAGGUCUGGCUGCAAGUGAGGGCAGAGGGCAGGCGGAGGGCAGUCAGUCCCCGUCUAAUGCCAGUCAAGAGGAGAGCACCGAUACCACACCAACCUCAGCUGGCAGAAGGGGGGAGAAGAGGGACCCAACCCCACCUCGGUCCUUCUUCUACCGCGUGCUGCGAGCCGCCUUUCCCCUACACCUCCUCCUCCUCCUGGUCCUAGUGCUGGCCUGCCUGGUGCCCCUGGCUGAGAACGACCACAGCUGCACACUGUCCAACAACUUUGCCCGCUCCUUCUACCCCAUGUUGCGCUACACCAAUGGCCCACCACCCACCUGAUACAAACACACACACUGACAUGCGUGGCCUGCUUCCAAAGCUAACCCAUCGAUACUCUCUGCUUAAGAGCUGGAGAGAGGACAUUGUUACGGUCCCAAAAUUGUAUUUUAAAUAUCUAUAUUUAUAGAUUUGAAUUUAUAAUUAAUUUAUUCCCUUAAAAGCCAUACCGAUGUUCAAUUUCUAUCAAACAAUUGAUGUCAUCCACCCAUUUGGAACUCUUGCCGCUAACGUCACUAGCAAGUACUUUAUUUCAAAGGUGACUUGUUUUUGUGAGGUUGUAUUCUGCUUGUAAAGAUUUCUAUCAUAAUGAUUUGCCCUUCAAGCCAUGUAUUGAAGUAGCAGUCUGUUGUAGGACCUAUCCAGUCCACAACAACUUUAUAUUGAUGUUCUUUCAGAAUAAUGUCACAUGCACUCAUUCAAAAAUGCCUUCUGUAAGCGUCUACUAUUCAAAUGGUCACAUUUUGCGAUUCUUUGACUUGGCUGUGCGAGUGAAAUGUUUAGUUGGUCGCACUGGUGUGAGCUGCACAUUCUACCUGGUCGCCUCAAUCAAAACGUGCGAUUUUUUGGAGGUGGAUAAAUCCAAUGAAUUUGUUAAAGAGUAAAGUGCAUUAUCCUCAUGAUUCCUGUAAUAAAUGUGUCUGCCCUGCCGCUGUGCCUGCCUGUUUCGCUGGGACCGGCUGCAAUAAUGAGUCUCUCACAUUCUUCUCCCCCCUCGUGAUUGUAUAACAUUUAAAAAAACAACACUUUGGAAGUAACUAGUCUCAGCUUUCUGUAGGUAUCAUUUUUUUCCUCAACGAUCAUUAUUGAGCUCAAAGCACACUGUUUCAUAAUUAUCUGAUAUGGCUUUGAAAUACAGAGAGUGUGAAAUGUUGCAUCAGCCAUUGCAAGUGCAGUAAACCUCAUUGCAGUUUUUUUUAGGACAUUACAUUUACUGUUAUAGAUUAAUACAUGGCUACUAGCAGUCGGUGUUAUGUUUGGCGUUAGCGAUCUAGCUAAUGUGUUUUGGAGUUUCCACUUCCUCCGGUAGUGAAAUAGCACCAAUUAAACUAGGCCUAUAUAUAAUAUUAGUGCACAUAACGAUAAAGCCAAAUUCAUCUCUAUUUCACACAAAAAAAAAACAAUUCGGGAAAAUCUCAAGCCCUAUUUUGACAGUAAAAUACAACAAAAAAAAUUGCCUAAUUGUCAACCCACUGGAUUAGGUUACAUACCAAAAUAUUUUUAAUCAUGCAAUCCUGCUUGGACAUGUUAGAAGUAAUAACUUGUUUAUUGAAAACAAUUUCAGUAGUCCCUUACACUUAAUGAUUGUGAAUGACAUAAGAGGAUGACUGAAAUGUAUUUUAUUGUGUGACCCUGCUAAUUGUAUUGGAGGGGGCGUUAUCACCAGAUCAUGGGCUGGUGUCACCAGCUGAAGAAGUUAGUGGCACCAGUGAAACACCUAGGAAACAUUUUAGUCUGGAGACCUGGGUCAGUGUGUAUGAAGUAUGUGCACUGUAUUAUUUCCAAAUAAUAUAAUUUUGAUGUUCUUCACCUCUGAACCUGCACAAGCAUUCGUAGCAGUUAAAUCAUAUCAGAAAGUGUAUAUUGAGGUAGCCAACAUGAAUGGGUGCCAUUUUGACACCAGAUUGUUUAAUUUUAUUUUAUGGAAGACAUGUUGUUCAACUGUACGUUUUUGUUAUUGUCCUCUCCUAUACUGCAGUCCCUGGAAAUAUGGAGCCACUUUUCCACACAUCGAUACUGUGUAACCAAUCAAGAGCACAUCUGUCAAACUGAAUAUUUUGUAAGGGGGAGAAUUUGAAGAGCGGAAGAGUAUAUCUUUCACGAUAAUGAGACAUUGGCACACUAGGGUAGAUACCAGUAGUAACCAUGACACUGUUAUAAAUUGGUGCAGAAAUAAAUAAUAGCAGUUUCCAUUUCAAUUUCUAAAAGUAGAAAUCUACUCUUUAAAUUAGAAAAUAAUGAAUUCAGUAAUCAUUGUUGCAAAAAAGACAUUUCCAUGGCUGCAUAAUGUACAGUUGAGUAGGACACUUAAGCCCUAAAGAUGGUGGUGUGCUAAAUGAUUUAGGCUCUCAAACAAUGAACUGUAUAUGUAUGCCCAUUUUCUCUGGCAAUAAACAUUGUUUGUCUUACUGAACAAAAA
Molecule: messenger RNA, 22298 nt
Organism: Oncorhynchus keta (chum salmon)
Lineage: Eukaryota; Metazoa; Chordata; Actinopteri; Salmoniformes; Salmonidae
Product: nesprin-2
Exons: 91
Coding region: 86-20161 (6691 amino acids)
Cellular component (GO): membrane
Molecular function (GO): protein binding
Source: RefSeq, a predicted model, not a curated record